GAAUCUAUUUGCUGUCAAUUAAUAAGAAAGCUAAUGAGAAAGCUUGACCUAUAAGAUUGAGAUCGCACAUGAGGAAGAUGCAUCAUUUGUCAUCUGAUACUACACAAUCCCAUAUUUCCCUUCUUUUCUUCUUUCUUGCAAUUUCAUCGAUGUGUCGAUUUCAAUGAUUCCAAUGAUUGGUAACAGGUGACUUGUCCCAUGAGUUAGUUAUAAGUUAGUCCGCAAGCCUGGCUCUCGAUUGCGCACCAACUCCUCCGUACCAAGUUACCAAGUCAAGUCCAUCCAUCGUACAACCUCCUACCAGCGACCUGCGCCGUGGGGAAUCCCUUUGGUUCCCGUUUCGUGAAAUCUCGACCAGGAUAAAUAUCGGGGACUUGAUUUCAAAAUGGGUCAAGCAUCAGAAGAAUCAGGGUCGGGUAUUUUACUAUUGGGAUCGACGGGGGUUUGGAUGGCAGGCUGAGGCAGAUUCUACUCCGUCUUUAAUAACACGCCCCUGCUUCUUUUCAAAUGACCAUCGAUAGCUCGUCAAAUUCUCUUCUCUUUUGGUCGUUUGCUAACUUUUAAGCGUUCUUCCCGAUCCCCAAGAUCCGAUGGAUCCCUUAGAAACACAUAAGGGGACCCUUUCUGUUUGGCCCAAGAACAGGAAAGCCUUCCCGGCAAUCUGAUCCGUUACAUUUCUCUCUAUCUUUGUAUCCAUCUAUCCAUUUUUUCCAUCUUUUGCAUCAAAUUUAACGGUACGAUAUCGCGCAAUUGAGUCUGUUACCCCUUCAUCUACCGCGAGACUGCACAGGGCCCACGACGUCCUCCAGGCCCAAGAUCAUUUCCAGACCCGGUUACUAAAGAUUAAUCAAGCUCUAUCAAGCUCCUGCAGUGGGAAGCUCUGUGAAGCAAGCAUGUUGCCAUCGCCGCUCUUGAGUCCUACGAUGUACGGACUCCCGAGGGGGUCUCUAGCUUUUGCCAGUAAUUAUUCGCCAAAGAACGGAUGAAACGUUUUCUAUCAUUCCUAUUGGCAGAGUGUCUAGCCCACAAUUCUCUCACGAUACCCAUUUGGAGUACAUUCCCAUUAUGCAAAGUGGAGUGGGGAGUCUAUACGCACGAAUUCAGCAUCUACCGAUUCUCAGAUUGGAAGAUCUCCCGAAGUUAAGUUUGACACUCGUUCAUGGAACUUGAUUCGUCAGAAGUAAGAUUGGUCAUCAAGAAGUGCUUUUACUUUCUGGGUUGGCACCAGUAAAUUAUUGCUGCACAAGAAAAGUGCGUGCAGCAAACAACUCUUCCGCAUUUAAGGGAAAACAAACAUCCGUAGGCCCCUUUCAUCGAAGCCCACACAUACACCUGAUCGAAAAAGUUAAAACUGAAUCUUAACGCGACGCAGGACGCUCUAGAUUCAACUUCUUCGUUCAUUUGAGACAGGCUAUCAAGAAGCCCCUCUUGCGCAAUGGACUCAUCAAGCUCGGAAGUUAUUGAUUUUGUAUCCUUGCCAAAACUUGAAUUACAUGCUCAUCUAAGUGGAAGUAUCAGUCGACAAUGUCUUCAUGAAGUAUGGCUUCAGAAAUGGGAGAGGGGCGAGACUACAAUGCAAGACCCAUUGGUCGAGAUGCCAGUUGGCAAAUUUGAUUAUGAUUCUGAGACAUUCUUUCCAUUAUUCUCCAAAUACAUCUACGCUCUCGUCAACGACCUUGCCUCCUUGAUCUAUACCACGAACUCCGUUCUAUCGGAUUUUCAAGCAGAUGGCGUUAUCUAUCUUGAACUCCGUACCACACCUCGAGCUAUCCCUUCCGCAGGUAUCACCAAAGAGAUCUACGUUCAAACAAUCCUCGACUGCAUUGCCCAACACAACACCGCCAAUGGUUCCAUGAAAACAAAUUUGAUUCUCUCUAUCGACCGCCGAAAUGAUGCUCAAACGGCUAUAGAUGUCGUGGAAUUAGCAUACAAAUACCACGGCAAAGGAGUCGUAGGAAUCGAUCUCUGUGGCGACCCAUCGGUAGGAGAUGUAUCCAUCUUCGAACCCGCUUUUCUCCUAGCUCAAAAACGCAACCUCAGAAUCACAAUCCAUUUCGCAGAAGUAGCGCAAGCGUCUACUAGCACGGAGCUAACAACACUUCUGUCGUAUAAACCAGAUAGGAUAGGACAUGUAAUCCACGUACCCGAAAAUCUCAAACCGGAAAUUGAAAAGAUGGGUGUAGGAUUGGAACUUUGUUUGAGUUGUAAUGUUCAUGCGAAAAUGAUCGUGGGCACGUAUGAAGAUCAUCAUUUUGGGGAGUGGUGGGGGAAAGGCGCGAAAGUGGUUUUGUGUACCGACGACGUGGGAGUCUUUGGAAGCAAACUUUCAGAUGAAUACGCACUUGUAGCAAAAUAUUUCCAUCUCGACAGAAGCGCGAUUUGUAAGCUUGCGAGAAGUGGGAUUGAUUCUAUUUUUGGUGGUGAGGGGGACAGAGAGAGGCUGAGGAGAGUUAUGUGGAUGGGGUAGUGGUGGAUCUUGUGUUUGUGUUUGUGAGUGGGAGUGAGGUCAAGAGAAGAUGCGGAUUGACAAGGGAAGGGGAUGAGAGAGAUGAUGUGGAUAUUGGGUUUUCGUGAGCUUGAGGUUGAGGUUGAGAUUGAGAUUGAGAUAGAGAUAGAAACAUGGAAUAUCGUUUCAUUUGUUGAAUUGCUUCGUUUUUCUUACUUUGGGGAGUUGAACCCGAAUAUCUCGAUACCACAUCGGCUUAUUCACAUAGAAAUGUAUAGAAUUUCUAGGAGCUUAGUAGAAAGACUGAGCUGUGGGGUA
Molecule: messenger RNA, 2764 nt
Organism: Botrytis cinerea B05.10
Lineage: Eukaryota; Fungi; Ascomycota; Leotiomycetes; Helotiales; Sclerotiniaceae
Exons: 4
Coding region: 1436-2467 (343 amino acids)
Biological process (GO): inosine biosynthetic process; adenosine catabolic process
Molecular function (GO): adenosine deaminase activity
Source: RefSeq, a predicted model, not a curated record